AUGUAUAUUUACCCUCAUCAAAUAAAGUUUAUUAUUAUUAUUAUUAUUAUUAUUAUUAUUAUUUCUGCAGCCCUUAGUAACGUCCUACUUCCCCACAAUAAAUUUGGAUUAAAUAUCAUUCUACCUUCAACCAAAUUCCUUCAAUGCCAAACUGUUUCUCGGAAAGCCCUAAAGUCGUCGCCAAAUGAAGCAAUCAAUAACCUUUGGAAGGAUACUAGCAAUCACAAAAAUGUACAAUAUGACAAAUACAAAAACACCAAGGACGUAUUAAACACCAUCAGGAAACAACAUGAAGACAAGCUUCAACACCACCUCAUUUCACAAGGCUCAUUUUUCUCCAAUAUCAUUAAACAUUCUACACUCUCAUUCAACUCUAUAUGGUCCUCCGUUCAGAGCAAACUUCCGAAGAAUAUAUUUAACUUCACUAUCCGGUAUAUAAAUAACACUCUUCCGACUCGCAAAAACCUUCUGAAAUGGGGAAUAUCACCAACAUCCGAAUGUUCGUUUUGUUUGAAUCCAGAAUCACUUCUUCACGUCGUCGCUGGAUGCAAGACCUACCUAAAUGAAGGACGUUUCAUGUGGCGUCAUGAUUCGGUGCUUAACUUCAUAGCAUCCAUACUUAAAUCUGUGAACCAUUGUAACCUUUAUGCUGACCUUCCUGGCUAUAUCAGUCCAUCUGUUAUCACCGGAGAUGAAUUGCGCCCUGAUCUUUUGAUAACACUUGAAAACAAAUGUAUUUAUAUACUUGAACUUACCGUCGGAUUUGAAUCUAAUCUCACUAAUGCAACUCGAAAAAGACAAAAAUAUCAAGAUCUAAUUAACGAACAGCUCAAAAAUUAUGAAAAAGUGAAAUUUGUAAAUUUAUCGAUUAGCUCAUUAGGAGUUUUCAGCCACCCGUCGCUAGAUUUCACCGAAAUGCUGAAGGAUCUAAAGUUUGAUGAACAAUGUAGAAAGUACUAUGUUCGGAAAAUUAUUACCUCCGCCAGGAGGUUAUGUAAUCAUCUGGGUUUGUAUGUGUGUGUGUGUGUGUGUGUAUGUGUGUGUGUAUGUGUGUGUGUGUGUAUGUGUGUGUGUUUGUCUGUGAGCACGAUAACUCAAGAAAUACCAAACAUAUCCGUACGAAAUUUUUUUAAUGCAUUUCCCAUCGGCUAAGGAAGAACUGAUUAAAAUUUGGUUGAAUUUGGUUAAAAAUUGAACGAGAAAUGAACAAAAUUUUGUCUUGCUUUUCCCGGUCAAUUAACAAAAUAUAUUACUGAAUGCGUAAUUAGGACGUGUAUAAUUUAUGCACUCAGUGCUAAGACAGUAAUGAGAUGAUAAACCUCAUUAAGCUUCGGCCUCAUUAUCUAUUGUCUUAGUUGCAUUUCACGCGACCGAAAUUCAAUGUCUAAAACAAGGCUUACGGAGUUACGCAUUAUUACGUUCAGCAAAGUGCCAGUCCAUUCAAAUUCUAACAACAUUAGAUUACUUCAAUACAGGGUGUAUAAAAAGAACGCAACCUCGAAAUUUCCCAAGAAAUCGACAUUGUUUUAAAGACAAAAGAUUUUAGCUGCCUGGAAUUUAAAAUAGCACAACUGUGAAAAUUACUGCACGCGCGAGUGCACUUAAUAAGUUUUUAUUUUACAAGUACUGUACAGUACAACAACAGUAAUAUGUUCUAUUAGCAAUUCGAUUUCAAUUCGCGGGGGCCUGAAAUCUUUUAUGCUUAAGAAUUAUAAAGUGGAUUUCUUAGGAAAUUCCAAGGUUGCGUUUCACUUCCGAGUAACGGGCGGAGGUAUGCAGUCUCUGAGUGCCCUCUAGUUAAUAUAUGUAUCAGGUCCUCGUAUUAUAUAUUCUGUAAGCGUAACAAAGAAUGGGAUAACCCACAACUAAUGUCAUACUAAUAUUGUUAUUAUGUAGAGUGUUAAUUCAAGUAGACACUGGUAAACUACCUGUAAAGAGAGGUUUAUCAUUGUAGUGUGUAUAUAUAUUAUUGAAAGUAAUAAAGUUUCCAUUAUUAUUAUUAUUAUUAUUAUUAUUAUUAUUAUUAUUAUUAUUAUUAUUAUUAUUAUUAUUAUUAUUAAUCUGCUAGUUAACGCCAAUCGUAAGCGUCAAAAGUACCGUGAUCUAAUCAAUGAGCAGGAAGCAGAUUAUGAUAAAGUCAAGUUCGUCAAUUUAUCCUUGAGUACCCUCGGAGUUUUUGGCCGAUCUUCUGAAAAUUUCGAUGGCAUGCGAAGUAGCCUUAAAUGUGAUGCCAAGUAUAGUAAAUACAUAAAAAAGCAAAUCGUGAACAUAUGCAUACGAACAUCAUAUUAUGUAUUUUGUAAACGAAACAAGGUGUGGGAUAACCCAAAAUUAAUGUUAAUAUAAUCCUUCUUAAUUAAAAUAAUUAUUGUACAAUAAAUAUAUAGUAUCAAUUCAAGUAGACAUUGAUAAACUACCUGUAAAGCGAGGUUUAUCAUUGUAGUUGUAUAUAUCUUAACAAUCAAUAAAUAAAGUUUCCAUUAUUAUAAUUAUAAUCUGCGAAAUUGUUUAUUACGAUAGCCUAGGAGCCUAGGAAUGCUAUCAUGCACUUAAUGCAAUGAUUUGUGCACAUGAUUAAAAUUUCCUUAUCUUAUGAGCAUUUCUUUAAUUUAAUUUAAGUAUCCGAGGCAAAAAGGUUAAUGGACAUCGUUCUCGAUUUGUACAAACCAAAUACUGUAAUAGCCGUAAGUGACAGUUGUAUUAUAUUGAUUUUGUGUGCAAAUAUUAAAUAAUUUUGGAUGAGACUGUAAGGUACAACCUCAUUUUGACCAUUCUGUCGUUCAGAAUUAUAGGAGUGGUAUAUAUUUAAAAAAAUAGAAGCUGAUAAUAGUUAGCCCAUAUACUGUUUUUUUGGUAUUUUUCUACAACAAAAUACAAACAUCAGUAAUCUUUUUAGAAAAACAUGGACUUGAUUUUUGCACUUAUGGUGGAUUCAAGCAUGUUUCAAGGUAUAUUACUUAAUAUUUGCAGUGGUGUAAUGACUAGUGAAGUUAGUAAGGGUUAGUUUAGUUUUCUAGUUCAUUAUAUAUAGAAUUAAUAGAAAACAAGUGAAGGAAAAUUAAAUUAUUUUAUCCAUAUAGAUUUUUUGAUACCAGCUUGCCACCUCCUGUGUAGUUUUUCUUUGUUUGUCCUGAAAAACAAGACGCUAUCAUUGAAGUACUGUGAUCGUUGCUUGAGUUUAAAACCUGAGUUUAUUAGUGGACUUUUUAUGAAAGGUAUAAAUUUAAAGUAACUUUAUAUACAGGGUGUCCCAAAAAACCCGAAAACUAUUGAAAUCACUUAUUGUUAAAUUUGAAUGCCCUACCAAACAGCUGGACGUAAUGAUGCGUAAAAUAUUGACAAGUGCAUGUAUUAGAAUUUAGUUAGGAAUAUCUCCUGGUAAAGUGCGCGAUUUUCUGCUCCUGGGAAUUAAAAACAGCUUCUUAAACAGUUUCUUUAUGCAUAACAUUUACUUAUGUCAAUCAUUUAUGCACUCGUGGGCCAACAGAGCGCUAAUUAGGCAUUCAAAUUCUAACAAUUAAAUUGUUAUUGGUGAUUUCAAUAGUUUUCGUUUUUUUUGGGACACCCUGUAUACUGGAUAGUAUAUAUACACGUCAGUUCUAAACUGUUUUUCCCAAAGAGGUUGUGUAAGUGUCAUCCUUAGUUGGUUAAGUUUUACUACAGGAGGAAACGGUAAUAAUCGUAGAAAACCUGUGGCGUUUUGGUAUUAAAUUUGUAUCAGUCAGAGGGAACUGUAAUUUAAUGGUAAUUAAAAACUGCAUGCUUGCGUGAUUUGUAUUGAUAAGUCAACAUUUUAACUAUAAUUCUGUAGGGUUAUUGUUAUAUGAAAAUGGGAAACACGAAGAUGCCAUCCAAUGUUUCCAGCAAAUUGUGGUAUUAUCGAACGACAUGCACGGGUACAAGUCAACAGCAUUAAACCUUUUGGGGUGUAUCUGUGCAAAACUGGUAAGGGAAAUUCGCACUUCCCCAGUCUACAAAAUAUUUUUGGUUACGAAUACAUUAUGUUUUGCAGGGUAAACCUCAUACGGCUUUAUUGAAGUUCAGAGAAUCAUUUGCCUGUCAUUCUGGCCGCCUUGAAGCUCUCUACAACGUUGCUGUAGUUUAUCACGACAUUGGAGAGUUAGACUUGGAAAUUUCUUUGUGGAAAUAUAUCUUAAAGGUUAGCUGAAACAGGGGAGGGCGCGGGAGAGCUUUUAAGUAAUAUUUGAAAUCCGACCAUGAGGACUGGACUAUGUUUCAAGUUCGCGCAAUUCGAUCAAGUCUGAGGCGAAGCCGAGGACUGGAUCAAAAUGCGAGCACUUGAAAUCUAGUCUUGUCCGAAUUGGAGGAUUUGAAAUGAUAUCUCUUACGAAUGAAUCACUAAAAAAAAUCACUACUUAAAAAAUCACUACUUAAAGUGAGGUGAAUUAAUUUUGAUCCAGUCCAAAGACUGAAUUAAUUUUGUCCAGUCCAAAGACUGAAUUAAUUUUAAUCCAGUCCAAAGACUGAAUUAAUUUUGAUCCAGUCCAAAGACUGAAUUAAUUUUGAUCCAGUCCAAAGACUGAAUUAAUUUUAAUCCAGUCCAAAGACUGAAUUAAUUUUGAUCCAGUCCUGCAUGGGACUGGAUCAAUAUACUUGACCAGUAUUUAUCCCGACUGCCAACCAAUAUGGUGGAAUGAAUUAUUAUAAUCAGUUUGAGACAGGCCUAUAGUAUUAUUUUUCUUAUUUGCGUUGCUGCAUUACUACUAUUUGGUUGCUGCAUUACUGCUAUUUGGUUGCUGCAUUACUACUAUUUGGUUGCUGCAUUACUGCUAUUUGGUUGCUGCAUUACUACUAUUUGGUUGCUGCAUUACUACUAUUUGGUUGCUGCAUUACUACUAUUUGGUUGCUGCAUUACUACUAUUUGGUUGCUGCAUUAUUACUAUGCGUUCACGCAUGACGUGUUAUAUGAAUGCAUGUUCUGUAUAUAUUUAUCCUCAUGCAAACAUUCACGACACAUCCACUCCUUCACAUCCAGAAGAAAACCACACUAAAAUUGAGGCAAAAAUUGCAAGUGUAAACCGACUUACCGACCAUAUAUAAAACGGCUCUAUUUGACUUCCAGAACCAUUUAAUUGAUCAGUGGCAGUGUUUCGUUCGAUCAUGUAGAUCAUUUUAACAUAUUUUAAAAAAUGCCUCGCUGAACCAACAUUUAGCCAAGGGUUUGAAACAAUGCAAAAGUUUGAGUUCUAAAACGGUGGAUCAACGUGGUGAUCAAGAAAGUGAUAACUUGCCUGACAUACUCUAUCAACUCGGUCAUGCAGUUCCUGGUCGAAUAGUAAUACGAUCGUACUUGUUAGGAAUAGAAAAUAAUUUUUGAAUAUUAUGCGGGAUUAUUUUAAUAGUGGGAGUCUUACUUCCUGUUUUCAAGCUAUACAAUUGAAGAAAAGCAAGAAUACUUAAUUAACGUCUAAACACAGACAUUGGUCUGCGUAAAAUAUAACAAAGCGACGGCAUUUAUAUUUAAAGAUCACGUCUAUAUACAUUAGAGGUGUGCAUCGGAUCGGAUUGGACGUUUAUAAUCCGACAAUUGCGUUUAUAAUCCGACGAUUAAUGUUUAAAAUCCGAUCCGAAAUUGUCUAAUCCGAAUCCGAUCCGAGUUUUGAUAAAGAAUUCCAAUCCGAUCUGAUCCGAAGAAUUCUUUAAUAAAAUAAAAUACUUUAGCCUUGUCAGGCCUCGUGUAUAAAUCGUGUUAUUCUUUCAAAAAUAUCUUUAUAUUUUUAUCAAUUUAUCUUGAAUUGGCUGUCUUGUUUUCUCGCCAUUCUACUUACGAUAUUAUUCCGAAGUUAUUUAUCAACAUGGAAUCUUAUCUUCAUCAUGGUAAGUAGUCAAAUACCACAUAUUAUAUAUUUAAAUACCAAAUUUGUGCAAAUAUAUGUCCCACAUAUUUUAUAAUACAUGAGUUCGCCAGUUCGGCAAAUAUUUACUAUACUAUCUAUAGUUAAUAUUGCCAUAUCUUCGGCGUAGAGUUUACAUGGAAUGCACUCUGGAAUUUUUUAUUAAUAUAUUACACUGUAUAAAAUAUUGGAUAUUUUCGAGGACAUUUUCAGCCAUUUGUCAACAUAGUUCACAAAAAGAUUUAUACAGUAUUAAAAACAAUCCUUCUGUGACUUCUGUAAUAUUUUAAACAGUGAAAACAUAGCAGGCAAUAUUGCCAAUUAACAAUAUCAAAGGAACCUGUUAGACAGUUCUCAGGAGAUACUGAAUUAAAUCCUGGUCCUGUAUUUCUGUAUAUUGACUCCGUAACUCUGUUCAAAAGAACAGUCCAACUAUAAAGCUGUCAUCAAAUGUAGUGUUAGAGCAAAGGUUGAACAUGUUAUCAGUUAAAAUACUUACACAUUUUAUUUGGUUUUACACAUUAUAGUUAAUUAAACAAAAUUUUUACAAACACUUUCAAAUAAAAGAAUCUUCACCCUCCCGAGCCUCAUUACAUUGUCAUUUUGCUUCUAACAUAAAUAUUUUUCUUUAGAGAUUAAUACAAGAAUGAAGAAUAAAUGUACUGGAUAUUGGCUUGAUAAUUUUGUCAGAACAACCAACUUGCAAGACAAUCUUACCUAAAUUCAUUAGUAUGGAAAAUAACUUAACAGCUACAAUGAAUAAUCAUAUAUUAUAUGGUGGAUUUGAUCAAUGGCACACAAUGUACAAAACUAAACUUGUGAUACCUUCUACUCAAACCGAUAAUCUCCCACAACACAAUUGUUUUUGUGUGAAUGUGCUGUACGUGUUAAACCAACAGUGUGGUAUAUCAUUAACUGUGCACAGAACUGGAAUUUAAUUACAUACUUCACUCAUGACCUUCAAAACAUUAUCAAUUAUUCUGUGGUCUUCGACAUGUUCACCAAAUAUUUUGUGUAUGUUACUCAACAAUUAACAUUGGAAAGUGUAAACAACAAGUGACAUAACUUUUGCUUCAUAUGAUUAUAAUAAAGUUUUGAAAAUUUGAUGAGUAUGGAUUGAAUUGACAGGUGACAGUUUAUUAAAUAGCCGGCUGUAUAGACACUUUGAAUAUUGUUUGCAUGAAAUUUUUAUUUCCUGACUGCAUAAUUAUCUGUUACAAUCAUAAUCACAUUAUAAAGUUAGUUAAAUUUUCUCGGUGCGGGGGUGGGUAGCACUUCCCCUGCCGCCCUUCCCGCUGUGUACAGCCCUGUUUUAAAUCUUAUCUGCUAUUAUAAUAAGUGAUGAAAUAUUUCAAUUGUCCCAUGUCAUCUUCAUUAUUCAGUUUCUUUCAAGAAAAUACAAAAUGUGAAUCAAGUUUUUUCGCAGAUACAUGUACGCGUCGCGUACCUAUUUUUUAUGAUCUCACAAACGUGCCUUCUCCCAGUCCUCGGAAUUAGAUUUACUAACGGAGGGUCAUAUUACAAAACACAUCAUGUAGUUUCAACUUUCAAUAGCCUUUGAGUUUGGCUCAUGAAAUCCUUCGCAAAUUGAAGUGAUAUGAUACCUGACCAGAUCCAAUAUAACUGGCUGUUUGUGAAUCAAAAUUCUCAAGCAAAAUAAAGAGUAAUAUUUCAUUUAUUCUUUGUAAAAUGCAUUUUUAUUCAAUGAAUUACAAUAUGCUAUAAAUAUCACUUGUAUACUAACGAUAUUCAUCGCAAAUCUUUCAUGCAAUGCAAAUCAUCCAAAUGAUAUUGUUUUAACACUCCAAUGGCAAUGCUCUAUUCUGGCCCUUUUUAUAAUGUGCAAUGCAUUUAUAAAUUAUAAAUACAGCAGGAAAGCUAUAAGGCCCGAAAGCGCAUUAUUUCAACUUCGCAUUUAUCAUACAAGAUACAUUGCAAUAUGUUAAUUUCUGUUUCAUAAUUUUGGAUAUUUUCAUACAUUACAGCCGUGCACACUUUCCCUUUGGCUUUACCACCCAAAUUACGACCAUGAUCUUUGUGAAGCACGUAGCAGAGAAGUCCCAACUCAGUGCCUUCUCGUUGUUGAACAGAACAACAUUAUAAAAGCUGCUCGCUUGAUAUCUUAGCUGCCCAACAAUAAUCCUCAUUCAGAGACAAUUCAAGUUUAUUAAACGCCGUUAAAUCGUCUCGUAAAAUCGGCCGCGUACAUAUCAAUAAAUAUCAAAUAAUAUCCACAUCGAAAAAUAAUUCUCCCAACUAUGAAAAACCUUCAUAUACGGGAAUACGAAAGACUGCUUUGCAUGAAUUUCGCAAUUUUCAAGGACUGAUAUCCCCAGCCACUGACAAAAACUCCCUUAAAGUGCAAAUCAGUCGGACCACCCCAUAAAAACUCCCCUUAAGUUGCAAAUCAGUCCGACCACCCCACAGAUCAGUCGAGAUAAGUCCAAAUAACCUCUCGACCAAUCAAAUGAGCAUAACGACCACCCGAUUCUGCGAGAUUCUUGCGUUUUACCGUUGAUCUAGAUAAAGCAUAUAUUUAUUCAAAACUGAACUCGUAAAGACGUAUACUGGACUAUGAUAUGAAUUUCAUAUUAUAUUCGGAAAUUAAUUAUUCAAAUUUCGAAAUAAUAAAUUAAUUAUUUCUUUGCAAAAAAUACGUCAGUCACGCGACUGAUUGGACUUACCCUAGAUCCGCCCCUGUGAUGACUAAAUAUUUCAUGCAAGUGGGAUCUCGGCAUCCCGGCGGGCCAAUAAAUACCAAAUAGAUCAGUAUAUAGUAUAAACAUUAAAAGAAGACUUCACUUCAGCAUCGAAGUCGUACAUAUAGACGGCCGGAAGAAAAACCUUGAGCAAAACCUGUUUUUUUAAAGAAACGAAAUCGGUGCAUUAUAGACAAAGGCAGGGGUGGAAAACAUUUUUUUCUUUCUGGGAAAAUGGGGCGAAGGCUAAAAAUUUUCUGUAAAAUUUGUAAUGUUACAAUUACAAAAAUAACAAAACAAAUGCAUAAUUAUUGUAUUAUUUGUACUUUAGUAAUAAUGGGUUUUAGGCUGGUUUUCGUACUCUUGUUCAUCACAAUAGUUGUCUGUUAUAUACCACAGUUAUGAUUUAUGACCAACUAGUAAGGAUCUCGAUUUUUUCUGUGUUGGUGUUAUGUACUAAGGUGAAUAUGAUGUUUGUGAUGUUACUCUUGAGUGUAUAUUCCCCCCUGGCAAACUUGAAAAAUAUGCCUGGCCACGAUGGGAAUCGAACCUACGACAUUUGGAUUACUAGCCCAAUGUUCUGCCAACUGAGCUACGCGAUCAGUAUGUGAUAUUUCGGAACUGAGUUUAGUUCCUUCGACAUCAAUGUAAUCUACCAUAGUGAGUUUAGUUCCUUCGACAUCAAUGUAAUCUAAUCCACCGUGGCCAGGCAUAUUUUUCAAGCUUGCCCGUUCUGGAUACACACUCAGAGUAACAUCACAAACAUCAUAUUAAGGAUCUAACGCUUAACCUAUCAUCUUAUUUGUUCCAGCACUUUUAUUUGUUUACUAUUUAAUUUGCAUUCUAUUGGAGACUUUGCAGAGCAUAUAUUUACCAUUUUACCAGUCAUUGUGAUGGCAGGGGUGGGUAAAAGAAUUAAUUUCUGUCAAAUAUUUAAAAGCUGCUGAUGUUAGCAUGUACAGUGUAAAUUUGAGUAAACAGAGUAAGUUGAGUAAACAGAGUUAUCUCAAAAUGUUGAAGUAUUUUCUGGAAAAUUUUCUGCAAAACUCUCAACUCAAAAAAAUUUCUGGGAGCUAGGUUCCCAAGUUCCGAUACUUUUUCCACCUCUGGACAAAGGGAACCCGAAAAUUCUUUAUAUGUUGUUUAGAUUUGAUGAAAAGUAAUGAUAAAACUGGCAAUCCAAAUCUACAGUAGAAAGAUGGCAAACUUACGUGCAAACACUCGACCAAAACGUCUUGGACUAUUUUUAGCGAGGUUCCGGGUGGGUUGCGGGAUGUUCCGGAUGGGUUCCUGGUGUUACAGGUUUUACAAACACCCAGUGGCUAAGAUUUCCCUUAAAAAAAGGUUGAUAUGCUAAAUAGUUUGUUUUGGAGGGAGCACGGCAGAAAUCCUUUUGUCUUCCUUGAUAUUUUGCUUUGUUUUCCCUUUACAUCCUUUAAUAUGGAUAUUACAGUACGCGUCAUCUUUUGAAAUGAAUUUGAUGCAGAUUUCACUAAAAUAAGGUCGUAGCCAAAGAUGUUUAACACUUAUUAAAAACUAUUCGUAUCAG
Molecule: messenger RNA, 10103 nt
Organism: Paramuricea clavata
Lineage: Eukaryota; Metazoa; Cnidaria; Anthozoa; Malacalcyonacea; Plexauridae
Source: the annotation of a GenBank genome assembly